AAAAAAAAAACUUAUAUAGUUUCUUUCUUCUACAUACAUCCUCAAACCACAGCAGAUAGAGAGAGAGUGAAAGAAAGAACGAAAGAAAAUGCUUUUUCUGCUUCAAAUUCAAUCCCCCUCCUCGUCCUGCUGCUGCUGCUGCUUCCAACCGCAGCUACACAAAGCGCCCCGAAAUUCCCCGAGACGCGCUUCCCCUCCUCUGAAUUUAAACUCAAAUUCAAAUUCAAAUUGGGAUAAUUUGAAUUUAAAUCCCACGGGGAAAGGGAAAAACCCUAGCCCGGCACCCAAUUUCAAGAAAUGGGGCGACAAACUCGGGGCCAAAUCGUUGAAUCUCGCGAUCUGUGGGGCUCUCGCCCUCGGGAUUUCUCUCUCGGGUGUUGCCGCAGUUGAUGCGAAGGUUGGGGUUAACAAACCAGAAUUGCUUCCUAAGGAAUUCACUCCUGUCAUUGAUGUUGCUGGGUUUCUCUCUGCAGGUCAGGAAAAGCGUCUGUGUCAAGAGAUAGUAGAUCUGGAGAAGGAUAGUGGAUUUAAACUAAGAAUUCUUGCACAAAACUAUCCUGAUACACCAGGGUUAGCUAUUAAAGACUUUUGGCAAGUUGAUGAUAGAACAAUUGUGUUUGUCGCUGAUCCAACUUUCGGCAACAUAAUAAAUUUUAACAUUGGUGCGUCGGUCGAUUUGGACGUGCCUCGAAGUUUUUGGAGUCGCCUCGCAGGGAAGUACGGGAACAUGUUCUACUGGAAAGAAAAGGGAGAGGAUUCAUCAAUUGAAGCUGCUGUCGCGGCGAUAUCGCAUUGUCUGAGAGAGCCUGUAGGGCCAAAUAACUGUUCUGAGGUAAUGUGAAGUAUCAUUAUUAUCAAACAAAAAUUUGUUCCUUAUAGAGAAGCUCCGGCGUCGAAUUUCAAAUGAUCUUGAUGUUAUUCUAGUAGGCGCACUUGUGCCAUUCUAAAGAUACCAUCAUGUAUUUAGUAAUUAUCACUCAUGUUGUUGCACUUUUAAAUAAAUAGAAUCACCAUUCUGAAACUUCCACUUUGUA
Messenger RNA from Ananas comosus (pineapple), 1034 nucleotides. Its product is annotated as thylakoid lumenal 15.0 kDa protein 2, chloroplastic. The transcript is spliced from 6 exons. The record is from RefSeq and is a predicted model, not a curated record. Bases 89 to 841 code for a protein of 250 amino acids. Lineage: Eukaryota; Viridiplantae; Streptophyta; Magnoliopsida; Poales; Bromeliaceae.